This is a messenger RNA of Exophiala dermatitidis NIH/UT8656, 6630 nucleotides long. RefSeq lists its product as uncharacterized. Gene Ontology annotation, molecular function: protein binding. The transcript has 2 exons. NCBI's taxonomy places the organism in Eukaryota, Fungi, Ascomycota, Eurotiomycetes, Chaetothyriales, Herpotrichiellaceae. Bases 705 to 6449 code for a protein of 1914 amino acids. The record is from RefSeq and is a predicted model, not a curated record.
UGUACAACGAACCGCCCGUAAUCUCCCACAAUAACGUGGCUCAAUGCAAUUCUGCCUUGUGCCAAAUCGAGCUGCUCAGGGCUGUGCUGUGGGAGUUUUCGUCUGUUCCGCCUCGAGUCCACCCACGCCCACCACCGACCCAGCCAGGUCGCCCGCGCAGACAAAUCCAAGACGGAGGCGGUCAGUAGCCUCAUUGGCAGCCUGGAGACGAUGGUCGCUGUUAGGCUGCACCAGGCACCAGGCUCCACUUGGACAUAAAAAGAACGGCGGACCCCUUCUCGGCAGGGGUAAAAGCAGACUACGGGGGAACGACUCCCGCGAACCUCUGACCGAUGUAUCAGUGAGACGGAGACUUCUGAUAUGAGAUUGUAAACUGGCAUGGUUCAUUUUGGCGUUUGAGCCUGCACCAGGUGGGACAAUCACCAGUUCUUGCCCAGGCUGCUACAGCUGCCUGGCCGUGAGUCAAGCGUGCUCUCACAAGUCCAGGAACUUGAAAACUCAUUGUCUUCCUACAAAAGACUUGCCUCCGGUCCUUACAAGAUAGGGAGGUUGUGAGCCUCCAAGCAUUUACAUCGAGCUCUUUGCUCCCCUCUCACUCUCACCCAUUGACUUGAUACCACUCCAUUGCUGCUUCAAUCCCUCCUUAUCCAAUAUCCCCCCUCCAUCUGUGACUUCAUCCCUUAGAGCCGCCACUGAUAUCAACCAUGGCCGCCGUUGAGCUCCCUCCUCUCCCCGUACCAAUCCAUGACUUCGUCGACUACACCAACAAAUAUCCCGCCACUCAAGCGGGAGUUGCUGAGGCGGUCCGGCCUUUCAAGGCCUUCGAAAGCAAGCUCCGGGAGGUCUAUGCGCAGCAUCCGGAUCACCCAGCUGCUGCGGCUGAUCACCUCGUUCCGGUGUUUGGCGGUGCUCCAAUCACUACCAAAGCCAGAGAUCUUGCAAGCGAGCCGGCAACCGAAAAGGAGAAGUACUUGCUGUCUUUUCCCGACAAACUCCGCAGAAAGCAUGGAUCCCCUGCCGUCGUGGACUCCCUGGAAGAGUUCAAGAAGAACUUUAAUUUGUUUUCGGAGUCGUCUCUGGUUGAUCUUGACUGGAAUAAUGUUUGUGUGGCCGGAAGCGCCGUGGUGACUUCGUUAUUACCGGUGGAAGCACCCCAUAAUGAAUCCAAGCGGGCUCUGCGAACAUACUACAACGAGAAGCUUGCCCCGGCAUCGGACGUCGACAUUUUUCUGUAUGGUCUCGAUGAGGAUCAAGCGAUCGAGAAGAUCAAGCAAAUUGAGGCCACGAUUCGAGACAGCAUCUUGGCCGAGAUAACCACCGUUCGGACCAAAAACGCCAUUACUAUUGUCUCAGAGUACCCUAUCCGUCACGUUCAAAUCGUCCUCCGCUUGUACAAGAGCAUUUCCGAGGUGUUGACGGGGUUCGACGUAGACUGUUCCUGCGUGGCGUUUGACGGCAACCAGGUUUGGGCGUCGCCACGUGCUCUAGCUGCAUUCAUGACCCAGCUCAAUUCGAUCGACCUAACCAGAAGAUCCCCCUCGUACGAAAACAGGCUUUCCAAAUACUCUCACCGUGGUUUCGAGGCAUACUGGCCCGAGCUGGAUCGUAGUAGAGUGGACCCAACCAUCUACGAGAGAUCCUUCACCAGAGUCCAGGGACUGGCAAGGCUUCUUGUCCUUGAGAAGCUUCCUUACCCCCAAGACAGGGACGCCUACCUCGCGAAACGCAGAGAGGAGAGAGGCCGUCCACCUCUACGAUGGAAUGCGACUCGGAGGUCCCGCCAUGUAUUGCCGGGAGAUGUCAAGGCCAGUCACCCUGACGACGUGGGCGACUGGGUCGAGGAGGACGAUGUGUCGGACUACCACACUUUCACCAUUCCGUAUGGUCCGAAAUACAACGCCAAAAAGGUUGAGAAGCUUCUCUUCACCAAAGAUCUGUUACUCAACUCGGAAUGGAACCGGCCCAAGGACAGAAAGGCACGACUGCACCGCCAUCCGGCAUUUUUCGGGCCUGUAGAAGAUGUGAUUCACGAUUGCUGUGGAUUUUGCCCUGAGCCAACUACCGAUGAAGACUUUGCAGCCCUCGAGGAAGAAAGCCGGAUCUUCAUUUCGGGAGAUCUCACGUUCCUCAAAGACAAUCCGGGCCGGCAGGCAAUCGGCAGCUUCCACCCCAUCACUGACGAUGACUGGACGGAGAUGGCGUACGUGGGUAACACCACUCGGCUGUGUCAGGCGAUUGUGGAUCAAGAUCUCGAUGCGGUUCAAGACUGGUUUUCCUCGCUCGAAGGGGCGGAUGUCAACCGACGUGAUCAUACGGGUCGGACUCCACUACAACUGGCCGCCAUGUGUUCAACUCCCGAUAUCGUCCAAUGUCUGAUUGAGCACGGUGCUCGACUUGUGUCUAGACUCUAUAAUGGCAUGACCGCACUACAUAUUGCAGCUCACCGGGGCGAGACACAAAUAGUGAAGGCUUUGCUGGACAGGAGCGCCGCCAACGAGGAACAGGAAAGUCGCAAGGAGGAGGCGAAGAAAGAGGCCCGAAGGGCUGCUGCAAGCCACCACCCUGUUGCCGAGCAACCAGGAGUUGGGGACGAAAAGACCGAUGAUGCUGACUCCUGGGACUCGGAACUGAGCGGUGCGGAGGACGAGGACAAUGAAGACGACGACAAGAUGACCGAGGGUUCGUUCGUCAAAAUAUCACCCGAGCACGCUAGUGCCACUGGCGAUGAACUCGCAGAAGACAAGGAGGAGCCGGACGUCUACGAUGUUGACGUCCUUGCCUGGGACAGUCCGCUUUCUCCUCUCCACCUUGCCAUCUUGGGUGGGCACCUCGACACCAUUGAGCUGCUCGUGGACGAAUUUGGCGCCGACGUGCUGUUGCCGGUCAAACUCAUGGAUGAUUACAACUCCAAGAGAGCCAAGGCCGCCAUCUUAUCCCUUGUGCUCGCUUUAGAACCGCCCCUUCAAAAGGCCAACGAAACUGUGAAAGCCCUGCUCGCCCACGGAACCACGUUGGCCCAAGCUGAUAUGAACAGCGUUUCGGCGCUCCACUACGCAGUCAACAGUGGAAAGGCUCUCAUCUUGGAGACUCUCAAGGCCUCUGCGGAUGCCGCUACGUUCCGAAAUGCGUGCAACCACGUGGUCACCUUGAUGCCAUGGUGGAAUCUGUUCAACGUCGAGGUACCACUCGUCACCGCCAUCCGUACUGGCCGGCGGGAGGUGGCUGAAUUUCUCAUCGCCAACGGCGCCAAGACACGCAUUGACUUUGAGUUGUUUGCUCAAGCUUACGCGCGCAAACAGGGUCGUAGCACGGACGACCCGGAGCAGGUCAAGAGCUUAUACGAAAAGAAGGUCGAGCAACCCAUCACGGUGGCCCUGGAGAUGGAGAUGCUGGAUCUUGUCAACCAACUGAUCGAUGAAGGAGGAGACGUCAAUACACUUCCAGCCAAGGCAUACGAAUACUGUGAGCGGCCUGACAUGAGAGGGUGGGAUAAGUCAUUGUUGGAUCUUGUGCAAGAUCGAAUCAAAUCGCUGCGCAAGUUCUUGUACCCGGCACAACACAGGGACACGUCGGAGCGAGCAGAGCCUCUGGGCAAGGAUGAAGAGUAUUUGGGGGAGUUUGACCGAGAUUCAUACCAAUACUGGACUGCUUACCAUGAUUUGUGCGAUGCAAAGAAUGUUCGUCAGUGGCAAAUCGAGAAAGAGCAAAAAGAACUGCAACACGUAAACCAUGAUGGGGAAGAAGGAGGAGAGGAGAAAAGGAUCGCGGUCGAACGCACGCUUGCCGAGCUCACCAAGAUCGAAGAAAAGCUUGUCGCCAAGGGUGCGCAGACAUUUGCUCAAUUGCGGCCAUAUAUUAAGCCUCGCCGUCCGCACUUCUUCCUCCCGACUAGCCCUGACGAGAGCAGUCCUUACACCACGAAGAUAUCGUUCAUGGUCGCCGACCUGACGCCCGAAAAGAAGGCUGAUUAUGUCAAGUUGUUCGAAGCGGCGUGGCAGGGCGAUGCCUCGACCGUCAAAGAGCUCUGUUUGUCAAGGACUCGCCCGCUUCAGGUGGCCGUGCAAGACCUUCGUGGAUUUAGUCCCUUUUCCAUUGCAGUCCUGAGAGGCCAUUAUGAUGUGGCUGAACUCAUCGUCGAGAUUGCGACGGUGCAGUACCGACCCCGCAGCAAGUCGGAAGAGUAUCAUUAUACUCUGCACGCUGGGAGAGAGUAUAAUGAAUACAGUGAUUACAGCGAGGACAGCGGUGACGACGGCGAGGUCGACAGUGACGAAGACGACGUGCGUGUCCUGAGACAGGUCGUCGAUGAGACCUUCACGAUUGACAAUGUCGCCACUCUCGCCGAAAACGUCAAAUCCUCAAUCUCUCCUGCGACAAUGGUGUCGUGGCCCUGCCAGGUGACACGCGCGAUCGAGAACAAAGAAGUGGAACAGUCUGAGAUCGACGAGGCAUUCGAGGCCGACUGGGGUUUUACCCGUUGGGUAUACAACCGUUCAUACCAGUCGUGGUCGUGGUUCGAGAGCGCUUUCGACUAUGUCAACCGGAAGAAGCAGCAAUCUCUUAUACGAUAUGCCAUUUUCACGGAUAACUUGGAUCUCUUGAAGUUCCUGGUCAAGGUUGGUAGUACUCUCGCCAGUCGGUGUGAGAAUGACGAGUCCUUGAAGACGAUCCAACCCACCGAGGUCGAAUUCCAAGUGGCGCUCCGGUUAGGCCGGGUGAAGAUGAUCGAGGAAAUGAUCAAGUCGACCGGGGUCGGACUUGCGAUUCAGAAGAUAUUCCAGAAGGCCGGGCUUCAACUCGACCAGAAACCCCAAUACUACCAAGGGUUGACCGUGCACGGCAGGAAGAGGCAGGACUGGACAGAGGCACGUCGACUCGGUUACAGGCACAGACAAGACACGUCGGACGCCCCCAACCCGCGUCUGACGGCCAUCGCCGAGGGGAACCUGCGAGCAGCGCAGUACUUUCUUGGUGAUGGUCCCUUGCGCCGAUAUCUCGAAUUUGCAGAGACUCGGAACUCCAAGGACGACGUGCAUAUUCAAGCACUUGCCAAAGCCGAGGGUGGGGUCGAGGCCGCACUCCAGACUUGGCUUUCGACGCGCAGCCAUCUUGCUCUCGAUCUGGCGGUUCUGUCGCCUCCCCUGAGGGAUGGCUCUCAGCCAGUCCUUGAUUACCUUUUGCGGAAAGAACCAGAACUUGACCUUCUUGACAGUCGCGCGGCCGACGGCAGGACUCCGCUAUACGUCGCCUUCGAGGCAGGUCGAUACUACGCGGCGAAAAAACUGAUCGAAGCCGGUGCGGAUGUGACUAUCCGAGACGACACGGGCCGGAACGUCUUACAUGCGCUCCUUGACCAGAUCGACCACCGCCACCACGCACUGCUCAGGUCAGUGUUGAGGCUGAUGGAUUCUGAGACUGUGGGCAGACUGUUACUGGAGCGGUGCAACGACAAUACCGAAACCACGACGGCGACACCGACGAUACUGACUCCUCUCGCACUGUUUCUCAAUCGCAUUGACAUUUCUUCACCGCGCAGCGACUGGGAACGCAGUCUCGCGCUUCUCCUAUCCUAUUCCAAUGGUCAAGACCUCGAGAUCAUGGACGGCGCGGGCGAUUAUCCGCUUCACACGGCCGUUCGCCGAGGUCACCUGGGUCUUGUCCGGUUCAUUGUCGAAUAUCGUCCGAGCCUGCUAUACUUUGAAAACGCCACGGGCAUGACGCCCGCGCAGGUCGUGACCGCCAGUUAUCUGAGGAAAUUGACCGAAGACCCGCCCAAGCUGGUGCAGACCCAGAAAUGGAGCGUGGAAAAUGUCUCUCCCAAGGAGUUUGUGAAGCAGAAGAAGCGACGGGAAGCUGACGAGAAUCAUGUCCACGACGACGUUCAAGUUGUCGACGAUGUUGUUGACGAGGACGAAGAUGACCACAUCCCCGGGACCACGACCACCACAACCAGAGACCCGCCCGGAAGGGGCGUAUCAAGAAGCAACCAGUGGAAAAUGAACCAGCUCAUCACCGACUUGAUGAACAAGUAUCCCUCCACUAGGAAACUGGUCUCUCUCCACGACGCCAACCAGGUCGCCAAGCGGUUGGCUCUGCAGCAGCAGCUGAAGAAGAAACAGAAAGAAGAAGAAGAAGAACGGAAAGAGCAAGAAGCCCGCGCCGGUGGUGGCGGCGGCGCCGUCGUCAGGCCUCGGUGUUACUUGUCUCCGAAUAACCCUUAUAUCUACGGUAAAGAAAAAGGGAACAAGGAUCAAGUGGUGUCGCAAUAUUUGGACCGUGCGAAGAAUUCAGUCACGCCGUGGGAUUGGCUUGUGUGGAGAAGAGAGGAAGCCAAAGAAAAUGAUGAAGAUGGUGGUGAUGAGGCGGCGAAAGAGCUGCAAAGGCUCGAAAAGGAGUAUUCCGAGAAGAUGCACCAGCAGAUUAGGUGGUGGGUGCCGGCGUUGAAGUGACGGAUGGUACAAGUACAGUAUCUAAUAUUUAGGCAGGUACUAGGUAGGUAGGUAGGUAGGUAGGUAGAUAUUGUACUGUAGGUGGUGACACAGGUUUGAGUUACAAUUGGGUUCUUGCGUGUAGUACGGGUUCACAGUUGACGCUAGCUUAUGGUGCUGGUUGAUGAUUGAUGAUUGAUAG